AUGGGACUCUGCCUCCCAUUGGCCUUCCUCGGCAUUGUGGCCUUGGUUUUCGCCGCCUUUGACCCAACAUCGAAGAACAAUGUCGUGGUCUACUACGGACAAGGUCCGAACCAGGGUGACCUGAUCAACCAUUGCCAGCAGCCCGAAGUCGACGUUAUCGUCCUCUCCUUCGUGCAUCUCUUCCCAGCUCAGGCGAACGGCUACCCCGGCACGAACUUUGGAAAUCGAUGCGGCGGUCAGGUGUAUCCGGGCCCCGGAUUCAAUGGCGUCAACGACCCGUCAAGGAACCAGCUGCAGUCCCACUGCCCGAGUCUGAAUGCCCAGAUUCCCGUGUGUCAGCAGCAGUACGGCAAGAAGAUCCUCCUGUCCCUCGGAGGGGGUGUCACGGCCUACCAACUCACAGGCCAAAACGAAGGCGAGCUGUUGGCGACGUAUCUGUGGAAGAUGUUUGGUCCCAGAGACCCCAGCUGGACCGGGCCCCGCCCUUUCGAUAACAACGGGCAGGCUGUUGAAGUUGACGGGUUUGACAUGGACAUUGAGCAUCCGUCAACAGACAACUCUGUUGGCUACAUUGCUCUUGUCACUCUGCUGAGAACCUUCUAUGCUUCGGCAUCGAAGCAAUACUACCUGACGGGCGCUCCCCAAUGCGUGGUCCCAGACGCCAGCAUGGCAGCCAUGAUCUCUGCCGCUAAGUUCGACAUGAUCUUUGUCCAGUUCUACAACACCCCGAGCUGCUCAGCAGCCACUUGGACCUCGAGCAACCCGUCAUAUGUUCCUGGACAAGCGUUUCAAGCGGCCGGUUUCACUUAUGAUGCCUGGGUUCAGUGGCUGUCCAACACACCUAGCCGAGAUGCGAAGGUGUUCAUUACCUUGCCUGGCUCCCCUGACGCAGCCAACCCGGGAAAUUACAUCAACCAUGAGCAAGCCAGAAAUCUCAUCAGCGCCUACUACUGCCGGCCAUCGUUCGGCGGCGUUGCUGUUUGGGAAGCGACCCGAGGGGCCAGUAACCCGUACAACGGCAAAUCUUUCCAGGCAACCAUGAAGGUGUGGCUGCAAGGAGCCGCAGCAGAUGCGCGGCUCUUGAGCUGCCAAGCCCCGACGACACCGGCACCGUCAUCUGUACCGCCGACCCAACCAACAACUCCGCCGAAUCCCAAUCCCAAUCCCAAUCCCAACCCUGGCCAGCCUGGUGCAUGUGGAGCGGGCGUGGGAUCCUGCGGCAGUGGGUUUUGCUGCAGCGAAUACGGCUAUUGCGGGACAACGAGUGCAUACUGCGGCACUGGAUGUCAGCCCGGUUUCGGCACAUGCAGCGCCGGAGGCGGAGGUGGAGACCCGGGACUUCCGGUCUCAACGGAUGGAUCAUGUGGUGCUGGGAAAGCCACUUGCCGAGGCAAUGGCAACCAUCAAUGCUGUAGCAAGUACGGGUUCUGCGGAAACUCCGAUUUGUACUGCGGUGCCGGUUGCCAGCCUGGCUUUGGUAUAUGUAGCUGA
This is a messenger RNA of Colletotrichum destructivum, 1491 nucleotides long. RefSeq names its product Putative chitin-binding, type 1, glycoside hydrolase family 18, catalytic domain-containing protein. The coding region runs from base 1 to 1491 and encodes 496 amino acids. Gene Ontology annotation, biological process: carbohydrate metabolic process. The transcript is spliced from 4 exons. Gene Ontology annotation, molecular function: chitinase activity; chitin binding. Gene Ontology annotation, cellular component: extracellular region. The record is from RefSeq and is a predicted model, not a curated record. Lineage: Eukaryota; Fungi; Ascomycota; Sordariomycetes; Glomerellales; Glomerellaceae.